CGAGAACAGCUCGGGAAACUUCUCUGAAAAACACCCCCACUCCGGCCCGGCCUCUUCUUCUCCCCUCCCCCCUUCCGGCCCCCCACAGCCUCAAUUUGCCUUCGCCGCCGCCUUUGUUGCACCCAAGCACGCGCGCCACCUCGGAGGUAUCGCCCACGUCCUCGCCCGCUCCACUGACCUGGCCUGGCGUGGAGUCGAGAUCUGUCCGUACCCGGGCUCGGAUUGAUUUUCCCUCGAAAUUGAUGAAGCAAUUGAACGAAUCGAGCAGAUCGCUGACUGUUUGAUGCGUGCGAUCGGGGGCUCGUGCAGAGAUGGACGUGGUGGGGAUGGUGGGGCGCGGGGUGGGGCGUGUCCUCUCGCGGGGCAUGUACUCCGUCGCCACGCCCUUCCACCCUUUCGGCGGCGCCGUCGACAUCAUCGUGGUUGAGCAGCCCGACGGCUCCUACCGCAGCACCCCCUGGUAUGUCCGGUUUGGCAAGUUCCAGGGAGUUCUCAAGCGUAACGAGAAGGUCGUCACCAUCGCCGUCAAUGGCGUGGACGCCAGCUUCCACAUGCUGCUCGACAACUCUGGCCAGGCCUACUUCAUGCGGGAGCUCGUGCCUGGCGGUGAGGACUCUGAAACCGCUGCAGAAGAAGCUACGAGCGAGCCUGAAACUCCUCUGCGCAGUAAGAGUGACGGGGAGCUUUACAGCCAGUUGGUCGGCCCAGAGUUGAAUGAGGAUCAGGAGGAACAAAAUGGAGAGGAGUUUGAUUCAUAUGGCUAUUCCAAGUUGGAGGAGGCAGAAGAUUUGGCAAAUCAAGCUGGUGGGGGUGGGGGCAAUUCAGAGAUGCUUUUGGUUAGUGUGAACGGGUGUGUUCUAACUGCUCCCAUUUCUUCAACUGAGGAGAAUAUGGAGGAUGUGCAACUAAGUGACCCACAGUUCCAUUUGGGGCCUGGGGAGAGCUCGAGUGGCGACCUCAGCCGCGGUGGCGAGGUGUGGGAAUCUGGCAUUUUGGAUGGUUUAUACAUAUCACAGGAAAAGGCUAAGUUUGAUUCUGAACAUCCAUCAGCGGCUUUGGAGGACCUUCGGGAGGUAUCAGUUUCGAAGGAUGAAUCGCAUGACAUCCCUGUUAAUAAACAUGAAAGCCUCCAUGUCUCUGUUAAUGAAGACCAGACCUGUGUUGCAUUGACCAAUGAAGACAAGGUUCAGAGUGUGUCACAGUCAGAGAACAAUGGUCCGAAUUAUCAACCCUUGGCCGUGGAAGAUGAAGGUCAUGAAGUUUCAGGGAGCAAUGGUGAGGGCUAUCAACCCUUUCCCAAUAAAGGCGAAGCUCUUGAUGUGGCGGAGAACAAUGAUGAUGCUUGUCAACCAUUGACCAAUGAAGAUGAGACUUGUGAUAUUCCACUGGUUCAGAACAACGAGGCCAGCAAGUCCCCGUCUGAGGCAGGCAAGGUUUGUGAUGCCAGCAAUGAGAUUAUUGAGGGUGAGGUUCAGGGUUUAUCACAGUCAGGGAACAAUGGUCCUGACUAUCAAAUGCUGAAUGUGGCAGAUGGGGCUUCAGGGAGCAACGCUGAGGUUGAUCCACUCUUGCCCAAUAAAGAAGAGUCCCUUGAUAUCUUGGAGAACAAUGAUGAGGGUUCUCAACCAUUGACCAAUGAAGAUGAGACUUCUGAUAUUCCACUGAUUCAGAACAACGAGGCCUGCAAGUCCCCAUCCAAGGCAGGUAAGGUUUGUGAUGCCAGCAAUGAGAUUAUUGAGGAUGAGGUUCAGGGUUUAUCACAGUCAGGUAACAAUGGCCCGAAUUAUCAACCGCUGAAUGUGGGAGAUGAGGCUAAUGAUAUUUCUGAUAUUCCACUGGUUCAGAACAACGAGGCCUGCAAGUCCCCAUCCAAGGCAGGCAAGGUUUGUGAUGCCAGCAAUGAGAUUAUUGAGGAUGAGGUUCAGGGUUUAUCACAGUCAGGUAACAAUGGUCCGAAUAAUCAAACGCUAAAUGUGGAAGAUGAGGCUAAUGAUAUUUCAGGGAGCAACGCUGAGGUUGAUCCACUCUUGCCCAAUAAAGAAGAGUCCCUUGAUAUCUUGGAGAACAAUGACGAGGGUUCUCAACCAUUGACCAAUGAAGAUGAGGUUCAGAAUGAUGAGGCAUGCGAAUCCCCAUCUAUGUCCGGCGAAAUUUGUGAUGAAAGCAAUGAGAAUAUUCAGGCUAGUUUUAGCAGAUUUGAUACUUUCAGAAGUUGCUUGGAUUUGACAUCACAAGAUGAUGGAGAUUCAGGAACUGAACUCUUUUCACCUGAAUUUGAUCACCAGAGGGAUUCUGAGCUUAGUCUGAGUAUCCGUUCCGAUAUUGACAUAGAUCUGGGAGAAGAUGGAAGUGAAACUGCACACUGUGAUCAAUCCAAUCAAUUAAAGCAUAUAGAGGAAGUGGAUGUUUCAUCAGUUACUUCAGACGAUAAUAUAACACGCAGCGAAGACUGCUCUCCUGUCUAUGGCAAGGCAGCUGACUUGUCCUGUGGAGGGGGUUCUGAUGACAGGAGCAAAGAUACCACCCCUUCUAAUAGUGGAGCUUGUAAAUCUGAUCGCUUGCGGAUGUCCCCAAGCAGUGACAGAGACAAAUUAGGAAGCAUUCCGGAGAACCCAACUGCUGAAGAGGAAGUAAAUAAAGAAGAGCACCCCCAAUUACAGAAGGGUUUGGGCUUUGAGAUUUCUCUGUGUGGGCACUUGCUACGGCCAGGAAUGGGCCAAACAUCUGCUGAUGAAGUGUUCCAACAACAUCUUGUCCCUGAGGAGGAUUUCAAAUUGUCUGGACCAUCAAUAAUAAAAAAUGCAAACCUUAUUGUCAGAAUUGACCGUAACUAUUUCACAUGGAGUAAAGUUUCUCAUGUUGUUCUUGGGAAGGCUGUAUUUGGUCCAAACUUCUGUGUAGAACCUAUCGAUGCUAUUCCAGUUGAACGCCAAGAAACACCCAAUUCGAGAGAUGAUUCUCUUGGGAUGUCCCCAAGCCGGAGAUGGAGGCUGUGGCCUAUUCCAUUUAGGAUAUCAAGAUCUCUUCAACGCAGUAAUAGUGAUUCUUCUGAGGAUAUUUUUCUUGACACAGAGACAGUCUUAAGUCCUAUGGAUGAGCAAGCCCCAGCCAACAAUAAAGAUCAGUCACCAAGAAAGCAAUUUGUGCGGACUUUAAUUCCCACUAGCGAACAGGUGGCAUCUCUAGAUCUUAAGGAGGGACAAAAUAUUGUCACAUUUAGCUUCUGCACCAGAGUUUUUGGGAAGCAGCAGGUUGAUGCACAUAUCUAUGUGUGGAAAUGGAAUGCAAAAAUUGUUAUAUCCGACGUGGAUGGAACCAUCACAAGGUCUGAUGUCUUGGGCCAGGUCAUGCCUUUAGUCGGACGUGAUUGGAGUCAGUCUGGUGUUGCUCGACUCUUUUCUGCAAUAAAGGAAAAUGGUUAUCAACUAAUAUUCCUUAGCGCUAGAGCCAUUGUCCAGGCAUAUCUGACAAAAAACUUCCUCUUCAAUCUAAAACAGGAUGGGAAAGUACUGCCUAAUGGACCUGUUGUAAUUUCGCCUGAUGGAUUGUUCCCUUCGCUCUACCGAGAAGUCAUACGAAGAGCACCACAUGAGUUCAAGAUUGCCUGUCUGGAGGACAUUAAAGCACUUUUUCCUUCCGACUACAAUCCAUUUUAUGCUGGAUUUGGCAACAGAGACACUGACGAGCUUACAUACAAAAAGAUGGGAAUUUCGAAAGGCAAGAUUUUUAUCAUCAACCCCAAGGGUGAAGUGGCCAUCAAUAGUUCAGUUGAUGUGAAGUCCUAUACCUCCUUGCAUACCCUUGUCAAUGACAUGUUCCCUCCAACAACUUUGGUUGAGCAGGAAGACUACAACUCCUGGAAUUAUUGGAAGGUGCCGCUGCCAGACAUUGAUUUGUAGAGUAGUCUUGACAAGUACAGCAGUUAGACGCAAGUAGAGUCUGCGGGCAGCAUGAUAGGCAAGUUUGUGCACGCUAGUUCUCAAUCGCCACAGCAGAAUUCUGUCCAACCUGUAAAGCAUCUGGUGAGUUUUCCAGAUGGACUGUUUUGAUCGCCGUUGUUGCAGAAGCUCGAUUUUCCUUGCCCCGACGCAGCUCUAUCACGAUCAUUCAUCUUUUAGGUAGUGAUCUGAUCGUCAUAGCCGUCGUUGAAACUUAACGCUGCUGUGCCGGCAUCUCAAUUCGCAACGAGGUAGCCCGCCGAGCCUGUUAGUAAUCUGUUGUCAGCAGCUGCUAGCCUGCGUUGCUUUCCUUGUUCCCGUAGCUGUAGGCUGUAGCUUAUCUGUGAGUUAGAUUACUUGUGGUACACUGGAAAGCAACCGGGAACAGAAAACUGUCAAUCACGCUGUAUGUUGUUGUAUAUGGGAUAUAAAUACGACUGCAUUUUUCUGUAAA
Triticum aestivum (bread wheat) is the source of this 4392-nucleotide messenger RNA. RefSeq names its product phosphatidate phosphatase PAH1. Gene Ontology annotation, molecular function: phosphatidate phosphatase activity. The record is from RefSeq and is a predicted model, not a curated record. The transcript has 11 exons. Bases 312 to 3899 code for a protein of 1195 amino acids. Lineage: Eukaryota; Viridiplantae; Streptophyta; Magnoliopsida; Poales; Poaceae. Gene Ontology annotation, biological process: lipid metabolic process.